Lobosporangium transversale is the source of this 528-nucleotide messenger RNA. RefSeq lists its product as hypothetical. The record is from RefSeq and is a predicted model, not a curated record. The coding region runs from base 1 to 528 and encodes 175 amino acids. Lineage: Eukaryota; Fungi; Mortierellomycota; Mortierellomycetes; Mortierellales; Mortierellaceae. The transcript has 2 exons.
AUGGGAUCCAUCCCUGCAAUGCUCUCAGAGUGCCUGAGUACUGCAUAUACGUACAUCCGCGUUCUCAGGAACCAUAGAGACCAGAUGGUCUAUACGACAGGUUUUGUGAAGAGGGAUGGUGAGUUUGGAUACUUUGCAGCUGUGGAGGCGGGAUUGUUUUUGUUAUUUUGGUACGCAGUACGAUUGAGAAAUCACAAACGAGAUGCCCAUCCUGGCAAGGUUCUUGUUAGUGUUGCUGAUGCGUUUGGGAAUGUCACCCGUGUUGAUUUGGGACCUGUGAAUUGCGAUUUUACUUGCCCCGUUUGUAAAGAAGGUGGCAUUAGACCCGGACAAGGAAUUAUUAAGCACACAGAUAGUCAUCUUACGAAUGCGAGUUGCACUGAAGGCACGAACAAUCAGUGCUUUAUAUGCGGAGUAUCUUUUAAAACGGCGCAAGAAUUAGACAAGCACUAUGGUGAUGACCAUUCCGAAUUUGAGAAGGCCUCAGUGGAUAAUGAGAAAUACGACAACAACAACGCCCGAGCCUGA